This is a messenger RNA of Parasteatoda tepidariorum (common house spider), 663 nucleotides long. Lineage: Eukaryota; Metazoa; Arthropoda; Arachnida; Araneae; Theridiidae. The record is from RefSeq and is a predicted model, not a curated record.
AUGGAGAAAGACUUAGCUUUUGGAAUUCCGAAGUUGACUGGAACUAAUUAUCAUCUUUGGGCCAUGAAAAUGGAAGCAGUUUUGAACCUCAAGAAACUAAUGUCGGCAGUGACAGAGGAAGCUCCAACUGACCCUGGUAAAUUGCAAGUAUGGGAAGCUACAAACCAAGAUGCCGUAUCAUACUUGAAAUUGUCUCUAUCAGACGAACAGGCUUUGCAAUAUGCAGAAGAAAAGAAUGCAAAAGCUUUGUGGACAAGAAUUAAAACUACCUACACUGGGCUUGAGGAAGAUAGAAAGAUUGAUGCGGGUGCCGAACUUAAGAGCUUAGAAAUGCUGGAUUCAGAAGCCGUAAACGAUUAUAUAGCUCGAGCUAAAGGAUUAUCGACUAAGUGUGCUUCCUUGGGACUGAAAAUAUCUGACAGAGAAUUAGUGUUCUACACGGUCAGAGGUCUAGCUGGAAAAUAUGAGCGCAUAAAACAAGUUUUAAAAACGCAACGAGAAAAGUCGAUAGAAGAAAUACUUGAAGUCUUAAGGGAAGAAGAAAAAGAUUUACUACAGAAAUCCCGUGGACAUAGAAAUUUGGAAUCCGCAUAUGCUACUCAGAAGAAGAGUUUACCUAGAAAAAUCUGCUACCACUGUUGUUUGGUUGAUUCAGAUGUGUAG